Messenger RNA from Aphanomyces astaci, 711 nucleotides. RefSeq lists its product as hypothetical. The coding region runs from base 1 to 711 and encodes 236 amino acids. The record is from RefSeq and is a predicted model, not a curated record. NCBI's taxonomy places the organism in Eukaryota, Oomycota, Saprolegniomycetes, Saprolegniales, Verrucalvaceae. The transcript has 2 exons.
AUGCCGAGCGACCGACUUAGCGGCAUGGCCCCGGUGACCGCCUUUACUGGCUUGUCUGCGACGACGCCCCUGUCAGCGUUUGUCAACACCGUGACCAAGGAAGUCGCCAACAUUGACUGGCUCAACUGCACGCGCAAGAAGCACAUGGACGAGCUGCUUGAAGCGAUGGAACAGCCCUGCAUCGCGAAGUGGCUGCGACAAGCGCCAAGAAGCGACGCCAAGCCAAGUCCAAGGCCCCAAGUGUCCCGCCAAGAUAACAAGUUGUCCCUGCACUUGCGUGGUCCAAGCAAGAUCGUCCGGGUCGUGACAUACUAUGUCAUGGAGACUCAACAGUUGGUGCAGCCUAACAACUUGUCCCUCCACCACGGGUGCCGACUCAAGAUGUAUUGUAAAGGCGGCCACGAGGUGACCGAAGACCUGGCCGACCAUAUUCCUUUUGGCAAUGAAGGGUUCCACGUGGCCAAGCUCGGCGAAGUCCCCCAAGAAAACGGUGAGUACCAAGCCCUCGUCUACUGGCUUGGUCUUGAUGAAGACCAAGCCUCAUGUGAGCCCGUGCGCUCGCUCUACGAAGACAUCCCCAUCGGUUUCCGCUGCUGGGUUCACCAACAUGAAGACGAAGAAGAAGUGAAGAAAAUGGUCGCGGAACUCCAGCCCACGGACACUCCCUUUAGGGGGGAAGUGUUCUGCAUGGCGCUGCAGAAAGACCUAUGA